Messenger RNA from Cololabis saira (Pacific saury), 4081 nucleotides. RefSeq names its product myocardial zonula adherens protein (gene myzap). Gene Ontology annotation, cellular component: intracellular anatomical structure. The record is from RefSeq and is a predicted model, not a curated record. Lineage: Eukaryota; Metazoa; Chordata; Actinopteri; Beloniformes; Belonidae. The coding region runs from base 452 to 2473 and encodes 673 amino acids. Gene Ontology annotation, biological process: intracellular signal transduction. The transcript is spliced from 14 exons.
AGUCCAGCUCCCAGGGCAGGGAGGCAGGUGAAACGUUGCCCGACAGGUCUGAUGGGAAGGCAGAGACAGUCGGCAACACAGACGCAGGGAGGUGACUGAGUGAAUGACACGAGGGUGGUUGUCAGAGCAGUCCGGCUGCAGUCACCACACUUACACUGCUGUGUCUGAGUUGCUGAAUGUGGGACUGGAUUACACCUGGUCAUUUCACUGACACAGAGGGAGGAAACCUCUGAGCCUGAGGGCCCUGCAGAACCCCACCACCACCACCACCACCACCACCUCCAACAGGCCUGACAGAGUGGAAUUUCCCUCCUUUCCCCUCGUCUGGGGCUGGGGGCAGAUGGUCGCUCUGAGAGCCUGAGCAGACGUCAGGAAGGAGAGUGAGAGGAAGAGUGGGAGGAGGGCUGGAGAGCCAGAGGAAGAGAAGCGAGGAGUGGACAGUAGAGGAGACAUGAGUCGUUACGGUUCAAGACGAAUCGUUUCCACCAGCACCACCACAACAGAGGACUCUGCAGACUGUUCAAGUGAGAGGAGUUUCAGACGCCUCAGAUUAACUCUACAUGCAGGAGAUAAUGGAAGCAAGGAGGCACAAACUGUGGACACAGCUGGAGUGGAAAAAGGUGUCAAACAAACAUGGAAGAAGAAGAACGGGCUGAGCUUCAGGGAGCGGCCCGCUGGGAGGGAGUCGCCCCCGCAGCAACUCCGAGACACAACCAAUGGGAUGCCAGCGACCUCACUGCAUCAUGGGCCUAAAGUGUACGGUGUAGUACAGAGGACGAGCUCGGGAAGACAACAGGAGGUGAUGGCGCGUGGGUGGACAAUGAAUCACCUUCAGGAUGAGAUGAAGUAUAUCAGGGAGGUCAGAGACUCUCUGGAGAAGGUUAGAGAGCGCAUGUAUGGACAGUUUGGCGGAAUGCAGCAAUCAAUGGAGAAGCUUUCACAAGAAAUCAGGACUGCCAACUCACAGCGGAGGAGCCUGGAGUCAGAGGUGAAGGUCCGAACGGCAGCAAUGGAGAGCUUUGACCAGAUGAACAACUCCCUUGUAUCGUCGAACAUCGGCCUGCAGAAAUCCCUUUUGGAGAACUGUCAGAACCGAAUGAGCACGAGAGAAGAGGUGAAGAGUUUGCGGAGCACCUGUGAGAAAACACAAGGACAGCUCAGGGACAAGGAGCGGGAGCUGGCUGCAGCACAGACCGAGAACCAAACGCUUAGACUUCAGAUGGAGUGUUCACGUGAGGCAAGCACUCGGGCGCUGCAGGAGCUCUCGGCGACGCUGCAGAGGGAGUACGAGGAAAAGCUGCAGGAGGAACGGCGGAAACACAGGGAGGAGAUUGAAAACCUACAGGCCCAACUUGAUGAGUACAUCAGACGACUGGAGGAAGCUGAGAGAAACAUCCAGAUGGCGGAGGCCAAGAUCGCUGAGAGGGACCAGCGAAUCAUAGAAGUUGAGCGUCUUCUGGACUGUAUGGGAAAGGAAAAGGGUCAACUUCAAAAGAAGCUGCAGGAAUGUGAAGAGCGUCUCCGUCACAUGGAGCUGACAGACACAACGGAUGCAACUGUUGUCAAAAGGCCAUAUGUGGUUGUUUUUAGGUCUAAAGAGCUUCAGGGUGAAACCAACGAUCUCCGAGAGAGAAUCAAACACUUGAACGACAUGGUGUUCUGCCAGCAAAGGAAAGUCAAAGGAAUGAUUGAGGAGGUUCAAUCCCUCCGAGCUCAAGUGGCUCAGAAGGAUAUGUUCAUCUCAGAGCUCCUGGACAGGAUUGCAAUAGUGGAGUGUGAGAAUAAUGAAUUAGAAGACAAGCUGAAGUAUUUUAUGUCUACACAGAGUAGGCCACAAGAGGUUUUGGAGAGAAGAGAUAUAGGAGUAGGCUGUGAUCUGCCUCCCAGACGUGAAGCACAGAGGAAUGAUGUUGAACCUGUUCAGUGCGAACCUGCUCACCCUCAUUCCAUGCAACUGCCAUCACCAGUCACAGCUUCAUCACCCACUCAGCCUUCAUCACCCAUCAGACCUCCAUCACCCCCACAAAGGCCUUCCCCAGUACAACCCUCAUCCCCAACACAACCCUCAUCCCCAACACAACCCUCUUCUCCAUCCUUCCCUCUCCUACAUUCAUCACCCUACCUAACCCUGCACACCCAGCCAAGGACGUUCAAGGCUAAUAACCCUCCACCCAGCAGGUUGGACUCCAGUUUACUGAGAUACACUCCUUGUCAAUACAGCCGUUUCCUGCAGUCCAGCUCCUCUGCGCCGAGCGCUACGUCUUCCUGCAACCACCAGUCUGAGUCAGAAUCUGAUGUGAACACGGUCCAGGCUGGAAGAGACGAGGUCGACACAGAGACAGAAACUAGCACGCAAUCACGUAUAGCAGAGGCCGCCUCAUCCCCGCCCUCACCUCAGAAAGCAAGAGCAUCCCGGGUUUAUACACCAUUCAUGAAACUUAUGGAAAUCACAGCAAAGAUUAACAUUGAGUAAUCCUUAAUUUUCCCAUUUUGGGAAAUUCAAGAGUCAAUAUCUAAAUAUAGAGGUGAGAACUCAAACCUUUGAUGGCAACCAUGUUCACUGUGUUAAAAAAAACAAGAUAUAAAUAUAUAUAUGAUAUAGAUAUACAGUAUAUAGAUAUAUAAAUAAUACCAUGGCUGAAUUGACUCAUGUUUUCUAUUUUAGUUCAAUACAACGUAUUUCCUAGGUUGGUCAAUCAUAUUUUAACUUAAAAUGCCCAAUUUUUUUCUGAGGCCACUUUAGAAACCAUCAAUCCUCUAUAUUGGCAGCUGUAACUUUAAAUGGAUAUUAAAUUGAAUAAAUUGAAAGAUGAUCCAAUUAUGUUUUUAUAGAAAAAAAGGGAUUGGCAGGUAACUCUGUCAAACCUGAGCCCAGGUUGUUUCUAAGAAGAACACUCUUGAGUUAAAACAACCCCUAUUAGAUGAUAAAAACUGUAAACUUUUAUUAGGGACAAAAACAAAACAUUUUUGAGUGUCAGCCUAGGUCGACACGCUGUGCCACUGCGGCUCUGACUCCGGAGACCCGCCGCCAAUAACUUUUUACGGCGAACUGAUUCAAGUUAUAGGCCCUUCAUUUACCUAUCAAUUUCCCUACAGAAGUCCAAUUCUUGUGGAUCUUUCCUCUUCAACACCAACCAUGGCUCCAGAGUAAUGCAGCCCCGGUAAAGCUUGAGAGUGGGAUAAAUCAUCUUUUCUUCUGCUCAAAAAGAAAUAACUCCUACAAUAUAUAUUUGACCCUUCAAAGCUCAGUUGCCUUCAGUUUUUAUUUAAUUCCUAAUAAUGCUUUUAAAAAUCACCAGAGCAGUCGUAUCUGUUAGCAGGAUGUGAUUUCAGUAGUUUCUCUCUGGGGUGGAGACGACUGUUCAAGUCAAUGAUGUAAAAAUUCAGCUCAUGUUUGCACAUAUGGUAAUAAUGAAUUUCUCUCUGUGAAGGGUGUAAAGAAUGAUUUUAGAAUAAUUUCCUGAAGAAUUAUUGUUUUUUUUGUUCACAUUGAAUGUAGCUAUGUAACUUAGCAUUGAGUCAUAUGUGAAGGUUGGUUAUGUAUGUAUUUUCCUAUCAUUUUAUAUUUUCUCUGUGAACAUUAAAUAUUAUUUUGCUAAUGUCACAUUAUGUAAAUAAUAUUUAUUAACAUGCUUUGUGCCUUUGGAGAGAGCCUAGAAUCUGUAAAUUGUGAUGGGAAUCAAUCUCUGAAUUGGCAAUGGGAUAAAAGGAUAUUAUAAGCGUCCAUGUUUGUUAUAAACUUUUACGAUCACUAACAGGUAUUGUUGAAUAUAGGUUACUGCCAUUUCUGAGCCAUGGGCACUGGGAUUGUUUAUAUCUUGUAUACUGCUGUUUUAAACUUUGUUUAAAAGGGCUUUAUGAUGUGCCUUUUCUUACCAAUACAUAUCAAAUAAACUAAUGACGAAAGUUGAGAAUGUUUGGAUAAUAAAGACUAUGCAAGGGUUCUGCUUGUGUCAAGAAGUGAGUCACAGUCAUAAAACUGAUUUAUCCCUUGCCUGCUUAAAGAUUCAGUCGCUCACUUUUAAAUACACUUUAUACCUAAAUUAAACUCAAGACAGACUUGAACUAGAUUCAUACUGUA